UAUUUGCGGAAGUAUAUUCAGACACGUUUUUGUACGGAGAUAUUAGAUUCAUAAUGUUAUUAUUUCAAGAGUCCGUCUCGUUUAAGUAUAUACCCAACAGUAAAGUGCGGACAUAAUGUUUUCUGUCUCCAGUGUUUUAUAUGUUGCAGUUAUUUCGUUUUUGUAUUAUCAGUGACACAUGCACAUCAAAUAAUUCGCUCCGGUUUGUGACUCCAACGUUGUUUAGAUGACUAGCGUCCCUCCAGACCCUACAUUUGGUGGGGAAGAGGAAAGCAUUUGUCUACCAAAGCGCCCACGGAUGGAGGAGUGUGAAGUGGAAACUGGGGACACCCGGAGGACCACAGUGGACGUGUCUGUAAUCAUACCGGUGCACAACGCGUCCUGUUGGCUGGAGGAGUGUCUACAGGCGGUUUUAAACCAGGACUUCACCGGUUCUUUGGAGCUGUCUGUGUAUGAUGACGCCAGCACUGAUGCCUCCAGAGCAGUGCUUGAGAGUUGGAAGGAGAAGUUUGAAGCCAAGGCCGUUUCCAUGGUGAUCUCUGGUCAUCACUCGGCUCAACCCAGAGGAGUGGGUUAUGCCAAAAACCAGGCAAUACGUCAAAGUUCUGGACGUUACCUGUGCUUUCAGGAUGCGUAAGACAUGGCUUUAUGAGUUUGACCAGCACUCCCGGCAACUAUUUACAAUGGAGCUUUCCUGCAGACUAUUGCGUCAGCUCAAUGAAAUGAUGACGUCAUGCUGUCCCAGCGCGUCAGUCUCCAGUACGCAGCGGCCCUCCUCCAGCCCCACGCUCUGAUUGGCUGUGGAGUGCGCCGUGUUCCUGAGGGAUCCACCGAGCGCUACACACGCUGGAUCAACUCCAUCACCCCGGAGCAGCUCCUCACUCAGGUGUACACCUCUCACGGACCAACGGUGAUCAUGCCCACGUGGUUCUGCUCCAGAGACUGGUUCUGCCAAGUGGGACCCUUCGACGAGGGAGGCAAGGGGGUCCCGGAGGACCUGCUCUUCUUCUACCAGAGCCUCCGUCAGGGGGGAGGCGUGGCCAGGGUGGAGCAGUGUAUGCUGGUCUAUCGCUACCACGAGCAAGCCGCAACGCACUCUGUGCUUGAGGAAACUAUUUGGAAGUUGCGCGUGGACUUCUUACAGGAGCGGGUCCUCAGCCAAUGGGAAAGCUUCACCAUAUGGAAUGCUGGGAAGCAGGGACGGAAGCUCUACCGAAGCCUUAGCCCGGCCAAUCAGAAGAAGGUGAGGGCUUUCUGUGACGUGGAUGAGAACAAGAUCCAAAAGGGCUUCUACACUUAUCAGGACUCCAAGGAAAGGCCGAAGCCCAGGAUCCCAGUUCUGCAUUACAGAGAAGCCUCUUCGCCAUUCAUCAUAUGCGUGAAAUUGGACAUGACAGAGGGUGUGUUGGAGAAUAACCUGAAGAGUCUGCAGCUGACUGAAGGAGUGGACUAUUACCAUUUUAACUGAGAACACGGCCAACUACUGUAGCCCUGGCAGAGACCACAGUGCAGUACUGUAGCCCUGGAAGACAUAGAAGGGGGAGAAACUUGGGCAUUACUUGCCCUACACAAUCCCUUUUCAUUCUUCAGGCACAGGCACAGGCACAGAGAGAGAGAGAGAGUGCAGAGGUGGACUGGACAACCUUGAGGUGAAGGACAUCAGCAAGAUGGAGUUUUUAACAUGACGGCUGCUGGGCUGAGGUGGACUCAAGGUAACUUGUGUUGGUGGGGUCAUGGUGAACACAUAAUGCCAAGCAAGUGACCGAAAACGCUGUGUGCCAUUAUUUCACCCCAUCCAAUUUCAUGUCUUUUUUGUGAGUUUUUUUUAACAAAUGUUAAUGUCUUACACUUUUUAGCAUUUGUCUAAAAUGAAAUCUGAACGGUUUUAAUGGUUUUAUAGAACAAUAACUGAAUAUGAUGGACUGAAAGUAAUUAUCGUUGGUGACAGAGAAGCAAACCUUUACCAAACAUUGGGAGCGAUGGUUGCAAAUUACACUUCCCAUGGUCACCAAGAGGCCAGGACCAUUGAGAAAAUAACAUUCCCACGUCGUUUUGGGUUGAUGCUGGGUGAUUUCCCAUCGUUUGUUAAACCUCGGUGUUGUGCUGACUCAUAAAUAUAAAAACACUGAGGUUCAAAGGGGAGGCCUUUUACUUGAUCAGUCAGGAGUUUGCACGGCUGCCCUUUACAAUACUAACCGUCAAAUAAAUACAAUUUUGUUGGAUUUCCUUAUUGUCCCCUGAAAUCCCUUUUGAAUUUGCAGUUUACCUGUAAUAAAUAAAUGUGAGACGAACUGUA
Messenger RNA from Gadus morhua (Atlantic cod), 2296 nucleotides. It is a transcript of the gene qtgal, whose product is annotated as queuosine-tRNA galactosyltransferase. The record is from RefSeq and is a predicted model, not a curated record. The coding region runs from base 734 to 1468 and encodes 244 amino acids. NCBI's taxonomy places the organism in Eukaryota, Metazoa, Chordata, Actinopteri, Gadiformes, Gadidae. The transcript has 13 exons.